Molecule: messenger RNA, 1233 nt
Organism: Drosophila yakuba
Lineage: Eukaryota; Metazoa; Arthropoda; Insecta; Diptera; Drosophilidae
Gene: Ripalpha
Product: RIP-like protein
Exons: 4
Coding region: 228-821 (197 amino acids)
Biological process (GO): protein import into nucleus
Cellular component (GO): nucleus
Source: RefSeq, a predicted model, not a curated record
CGCUGCGGUCUAUCGAGGAAGUACCACCUCCAGCAAAGCAACAGCAGAUUGCGCGGAAUUUUGGCAAUAAAGGUGGAUUUUUCAACCAUUCUGGCUUGUUCAUCACAAGUUAAGAUCAUAUACAUAAUCAGCGCUUUAAAAUUGGAUCCUUGCUUAAUUAACGACACUGACUUAUCUGAUACAAGCCAGAUUAAAACCCUGAAAAUUAACUACCUAAAUUAGCUGUAAUGAACUCCACUCAAAGCCCGGUUUAUCACACCUCCGUGGAGCAAAAGCGUCAUGCUCAAGAUGUGGCCAAAAGACAGCGGAUGGGCAAGCAAAUGCCUAGACUUCGCGAAAUGCUGAGACAGAAAUACCGCAAGCGAAUCAUAGAAACGCGCAAUAGAUGCACGGAUGCCAAUCGAGAAAUCCAACUAUCCGAACUCAGGGAAAUCCUGCGCCUGGAACUCAGUGAGCUGGAUAAGGAUGUGGAACUGGAGGAGCUAAUCCUGGAGGAGCUACUAUCGGAUGUCAACGAGUGGUAUGCCCUGGGCGAAAAGAACCUGGAAACGCUUUACGCAGAGCCAGAUGAGCAGCAAAAGGAUGUCCUGUGCCCAGUUUGCCAGAUAAAAAACCUACGUCACCACAAAGGUGCCUUCAUUUGCGAAUGUGGAAUACGCUUCGAGCACUCUGCAAGCAUGGAGCAGCUUCAGGUGCUGCUGCAACAGCAAAUCGCCAGCCACGAACUUCAGUGCACUCAGGCCCUACGAUUCUUUAUCGAACCCGCUUCUGGACACCUCUACAACAUGUGCGGCAGCUGCGACUACUUCUCCUCUGUUUAGGUCCACCAUGGAGCUGGUUUCCACCUCUGACUGCUGCUAGGUUAAAGGAAUUUGUUAGUCAAGUACAUAAGCUAAACUUAAGGCAGUCUUAUCAGUUUAUAUAACCGGUGAUCUGCACAGAAGACUUUUAAAUUCAAAAGAACUUUAUAGAUAUUAAAUUGUUAUUAAGGUGAUAUAUGGCCUAUAGGAUAAUACAUCAAUAUUGAUCCAAAGAAUAAUGCGAGUUGAGGGUAAAAAUAAAUCUCCGAAAUCAUGUAUUUUAUUAUUAUUGCAGAGCAGAUUCAAAUCUUAGGCAUUCUAGAUUUAUUUAAGUUAUUCUAAGCUCUUACGAAAUUUCAACAAAAUCCAUUCAUGUGACAUUCUAGAAUAAGAAAAUAAAUGAGGUGCGAGAUUAAGUUUAAGGAAUAUUAAA